GAGCCUCUUGAACGUGUGCUGCGAAGUGAAAGCUGUGAUGCCGCUUUGGGGAGGGUUGAAGUGUUACAGUGGUUAAGUGUGCAGUCCAAGUGUCCAAGUGUUCUUUUACGCGGCUCUGCUCACUCCGGGAAUGUGAUGCCUUGUUACCCGACAGUGCGCGCUUAUGGACGGCUUGAGAAGGACGUCGGAGCGGUAUGAUCUGUCGCUCGGAUCGGAUCUCGAACUUUGACAUGAUGAGAAAAUGUGAAGCGGAAUUGCAUGGCCCUGGUAGACAUCGCGCCGAUGAGCUUGCUUCUCAUCGUCUUCCUCGUUUUGGUCUCGGGAUUUGGGAGUAAACCCAGAAAGCAGAAAUCAAAGAGAACCUUGAGGUGUAUCUGUGUUGUUUGGGGUCUAGGCAGUAAUCUGGAGUACCACAUAAACCUCGAGGGCUGGAAUUCUUUCUUAAUUCUAAGCUGUCUGAGUCUAUUUACGACGCAUGUGAAUGCUCACAGUCACCAGAGUCUAAUAGAGCUGCAAGUGGUGCUCAACGAAAUGGCGCCCUUGUUUGACGGAUCGAAAGCGUCCUUGUAUGCACCUUUGCCGAAUGUAAAAGAAUGCACUAAAAAGUUAAUGCUCUGCUACCUACUGGAGUGCAAUGUUAUGCUACAUGAGGAAAACGGCAAUAAGGAUAACUUAGAGUUUAUUGAACAACUUACAGAAGUGUACUCCGACUCCCAAAACUGCAGUAUGUGUUUAGCAUGUGAAACUCACCCACUUGCCGACUCCAGAACAUUCUCUCAAAGGAUGCAGACAUUUGUUCAGAAACUGUUAUCAGAUACGAGCAGUCAAUCGGGAGACUGUGGUUAGCACACUAAACAUACACCACAGCCAUGAUAAAAAUGUCAUCUGAAGUUUUAUAGGGAAACCAAUCCAAGCUCUUACAUAUUACUUCGGCCGCAUUUGAACAUUUCACUGAUGGGAUGAAAACCAACACCUCCAUGUCCAAAAAGAGUGAGAUGCUCCCUUCAGGUGAAAAGACAUCUUGGAAUCUUUGGAAUGUUGACAAUUGAUGAAAAAGAGAAUGUGAGAUUGACUAACGGAUCAGGUCAGCAGCAGUGUUACUGUUUCGGCGAUUUGUUCGAUGCAGGGGAAACGGGGGAACCAGGGAUGGAUUAACGCACUCUCUCGCAUGCCGUAGAUAAAAAGACCUUUAUUUUUCUUGACAAAAACAAAUAAUGAAUGAAAACUUGUUGAAAUGAAACCUUACUACUGAAUUUAGCGUAAAAUGACUUAUUGUGAAUUGGCGUGCAGGAGUGUGGUCAAAAAAGGUGUGCUUCCCAGCUCUCCAUUUCCAUCCGCACCUGUUGGAAGGUUAACCCGCGUUAUAUGCACCUCCCAUACCACACGUGACCCAUGACCCAGGAGCAAACGCACCACCAAACCUCACAAUCACAACACAAUCCCAAACAAACAGAUCAAGAACAGCCCCAAAUUCCAACUCCACAAAAAAAUGGCAUAAUGGCUGUAACAGUUACAGUCGCUGUGCCGGUGUGUGGUGAUGAAGCAGGACCGCAGGAAUUUUCAUUCGAAGCUCUCUGUUUACUCGUCUAUCUAUGUGCCUGGUGAGAUAUGGUGGAGCUCUGCAAUUUGGGAGGACCUCAGCUUAGAGCCAAAUUAAGAGGAGCCAGUUGAGGUGGUUUGGGUGGUUGGUGCACAUUACCCUGUUCAGCUGCAUCAGGCGUGUUGCCUCGGGGCAGACCCAGGACCUGCUGGAGAAAUCAUGUCGCAAAGUUGGCCUGGGGGCAUCCACUCUGAGAAGCUGGAAUCUGUGGCCAGGGACAGAGAAGUCUGGACUGACCUUCUCAGCCUGUUGUUACCAUGACUGGGUUUGUGUCUACACAUAAACCUGACCUUAACAUCAAAUAAAAAGAAACGGCUGUGACUACAAGAAAAUCUGAAAAGUAACUAUUGAUAGGAAUGUUACCGAGUGUAAUCUGCAGCAGAAUAUACUAUAUCGAAUGAUGAAUAGUCUUUACUAUUUCUUGUGUAUGUAUAAUCUAGAGGUGUCUAGAAACAUAUAAGGAAGUUCAUUAUGAUAAAUACUUUGAACUGUUAUAAUUCGAAGACAUUUGAACUUACGGGCAUCUCUAAAGAAUUCCAAAACAGGAGUGGGUGGCUGACUUUGAAAUUGUAAAACAAGUGUUCUACUUGCAUUAAUAUUAAGGUCAGGGAGCCAUACCUUUACUCCGUUUAUAGACUAAUGCAUCUAAUAACGCAGUUAUUCACACACUGACAUCUUUGGGAGUGAUCGCUAAUAUAUGUAUAUUUUUUUUUACUUGUUGCAUUAAUAAAGUUAAAGGAUGUAAUCCAAUAAAGGCCAGCUCUGUUUUGUCCUGCUCUGACCUUUAGAAGGAAUCAAUAAGUAAUGAAUCAAUAGCAUCCUUAUACCACAAUACUACUGCUCGAUUCAAUCUGAUUGGUCUGAAUGUGUUGAUGAAUUUUCUGAAACAACUAACUUACAGGGACUUGUAUGGCAAAAACGUCCACCUAAUCCAAGUCAUUAUUUAGAAUUUUUUUAGCACAUGCUAUUAUUGUCCCCAACUGUUAAGAAACAAUCCUUCCUGUUGAUAAACAUACAGUGGAUUCCAAAAAUAUUCAGACCCCUUUUAUUUAUGGCACGCUUUAUCCUGUUGUUGGAUUUGCGAACGAAGGAGAUGCUCGUAGAGACAAAUCCAUGAAGACUUAUAGCUGUAACUGCUGCCAAAGGGGCUUCUACAACGUACUGAAUAAAGGGUCUGAAUUCUUUUCUGAAUAAGAGAUUUCAGUUUUUCAUUUUUAAAUCAUUUUCGAAAAUCUCCCUUAUAGCCAUUCAAAAUAAAAUCCACAGCACAAUCAAGUGUACAAGAAGUAGAAAUCUACUGUAAACAAUCACAAAACUAGCCCGGAUUGUUUGCAUUGUUUUGCAAGAGCUCAAAAACUCCAGGGUAUGCUUUUAUAAUCUUUAAAGACUUUUUUUUUAUAAUCUUUAAAAAAAAAAAAAAAAAAAAAAAUAGAUGAGGUUAGGUUUCAGGUUUAGCAACAAGUUUUAGCUAAAGACAAUAUGACUGCUAUUUGAUCUGUGUGCGUGUGCAUUUGAGGGAGACGCACAGAGUUUGAGAGGCUUUUCACGCCUGCUUUA
Ictalurus furcatus (blue catfish) is the source of this 3157-nucleotide messenger RNA. RefSeq names its product interleukin 15 (gene il15). Gene Ontology annotation, cellular component: extracellular region. The record is from RefSeq and is a predicted model, not a curated record. Gene Ontology annotation, biological process: neutrophil activation; immune response; positive regulation of tyrosine phosphorylation of STAT protein. The coding region runs from base 259 to 846 and encodes 195 amino acids. The transcript is spliced from 7 exons. Gene Ontology annotation, molecular function: cytokine receptor binding; cytokine activity. Lineage: Eukaryota; Metazoa; Chordata; Actinopteri; Siluriformes; Ictaluridae.